Molecule: messenger RNA, 2033 nt
Organism: Lotus japonicus
Lineage: Eukaryota; Viridiplantae; Streptophyta; Magnoliopsida; Fabales; Fabaceae
Exons: 5
Coding region: 172-1914 (580 amino acids)
Source: RefSeq, a predicted model, not a curated record
UCAUAACUAUAGAUUUAUUUUGUUGGAUAAUUUACUUUUUGGCAAAAAAAUACAAAUUUCAAUUCUGUCUGUUACAACAGAGAGAGAAGCCAUUAGAAAGAGUAAACAGAGCACAGUACAAACUACAAAGGUCUCGUUCACUGUGCUUCCUCACUACUCACUUGCACUGCCAUGGCGUCUCUGACCCCUGGCGUGCUCUCAAAACUUCUCCAAAACGCCGGCAACAAGGUCACCGGCGAGCACCGCCAAGCCCUCCUCCAAGUCACAGAAAUCGUCCCUCGCCUCUCCGACGACACAUGGCAACCCAGCACCACCGGCGGCGGCUACUUCCUCAAACUCUCCGACUCCCUCCACGCCGCCUACGUCUCCGUCUCCGACCACGACUCCGACCUCAUCCGCUCCGACAAACUCCGACUCGGCCAGUUCGUCUACGUCACUCACCUCGACUCCGACUCCGACUCCGACUCAGCUUCCCCUAUCCCACUCGUUCGUGGACUCAACCCGCUUCCGAAGCGACGACCCUGUGUUGGAAACCCCACUGACUUGGUUUCUAGCCUCGCUCUUCCUUCAACUCCCAAGCUUCAUUUCAGAAAACCCAACAACAAAAACAAUGGUUCAGGUUCUUCUGCUUCCGUUGUGAAGGUGAAAAAAUCGUCGCCAUUGAAGGUGGAAGAAGCGAGAAGGUUGAGUUUGGAUUCUGCUAGAAGGGUUUGGGAUGCUGGGAAAACUUCACCUGCUGCAACGAGUUCUAGUUCCAGAUUCAAGUUCAAAUCAAACCCCACUUCACCUAAUGUGAUUGACAAGAAGGUGUCUCUCAAAACUGAUUCUCCACUGAAGUCUCCAACUUCAAUUGUGUCGCCAUUGAAGAGUAAAAAUGAGAACUUGUGUCCAAAAUCGACGAGCACGCCUCCACGGAAAAGCACUGCUAAGUCACCAAGUGCUGGAACAGUUCCAGGACAGCUUGUUAAGGUGCCCCUCAAUUUCAAAACAUGGUGUGAUAAGUCUUCUUCGUGGGAUAAUCUUCCACUUCCCAUGUGUAAUCUUGGAAAGAAAGUUAUAGCACAUAGGAAUGUUGCCUUUUUUGCGGCUGUUCGGUCUCUUGAAGAAGCAUCUGCUACAGAUACUGUGGUCCAAUGCUUGGGCAUGUUUGCAGAAAUCUGCCACUCUUGUCGGACACUUUCUGCCGGAUUACUUGUGAAACAGUUUCUGGAGCUUCAUCUGAGUUUGCAGAGUGUAACAGAAGUACUUGAUUCCUUACUUGCCCCACUUCCUGAAACAAAGCCAAGCAACCACUCUACUCUACAAUGUCUGAUAGAAGAUGCAUGUAAAGUUUCCACCUGCAAAAAUGCUAUAUCUUGGGCACAAGCUGCUGUAGGAACCAAUCUGUCCAAAUUCAAUAUAUUCAGAUCACAAGCGAAAAGUGAGGUUUUGAAUGGUGAGAAAUGUCAUUAUGUUGUCAUUGACAAUUCUCGUGAGGAAAUGAAUGUUGAGGAUUCCUCUCCUCAAAACAAGCAAAAUCGUGCAACUCAACCAAGUAACUUGCCAACUUCAACUGUUAAAAGACUUCCUUCUUCAAAGCGGAAUCUCUUGGUAGCCAAGAACAAGGAUGCUGACAAGCAGGAUAAAUCAAAAGAAAGUGAAUUAAAAGAAGUAGCAUGUUUGGCAGAAAAACUACUUGCAGCUUCACGCGAAUGGUUCCUGAAGUACUUGGAGGAAUCUCUAGGUAAUGAAUUUGGGUUGAAAAAUGAAGAGAGUGCUGAAAUUGCAUGUCUUCUUGGACAGCUAAAAAAGGGGUUUCCAUGCAUCUCCAUUAAGCUGAGGAGGAUCAAAGAUGCACUGAUAAGUCCCACUCCUAAUGCUACUAAAUAUUACUUGAUCUUCAACCUGUGUUACAAUAUUCUGCCACCAAUAUGACCAUAAUUUUUAUAGAGUUUUCCCUCUCAUUACAUUGUUGAAAUGCAUGCUAACAAUUGAAAUCAUACUCACGUGACAUGUUCAGUCACUUACGAGCAAAUUGGUCCACCAAAUGGCUU